Owenia fusiformis is the source of this 2129-nucleotide messenger RNA. The record is from the annotation of a GenBank genome assembly. NCBI's taxonomy places the organism in Eukaryota, Metazoa, Annelida, Polychaeta, Sabellida, Oweniidae.
UGACCUACACAUUGAAACAUGGCGGCUUCCGGAAAUCGUGUAUUGAUCUACGGAGGAAAGGGAGCUUUAGGCUCUGUUAUCGUGAAUUAUUUCAAAGGAAAGAACUGGUGGGUAGGUUCUAUUGACCUGAACCCAAAUGAGGAGGCCCAUGCCAACAUUGUGGUGAAGCCAUGUGAGAGCCUAGUGGCACAAGAGGAAGAGGUCUCUCGGGGAGUCGAGGCAGCAUUGGCUGGAGAAAAGGUAGAUGCUGUUCUGUGUGUCGCUGGUGGCUGGGCAGGAGGCAAUGCAGCAGUGAAAGAGUUUGUCAAGAAUACUGAUAUGAUGAUGAAGCAGAGUGUGUGGACAUCUGUCAUAGCUGCACACUUAGCUGCCAAACACCUGAAGGAGGGUGGUGUCCUGCAGCUAACAGGUGCUCAACCAGCUCUCAAAGGAACACCAGGAAUGAUUGGGUAUGGCAUGGCGAAAGGAGCAGUCCAUCAAUUAGUACAGAGUUUGGCUGCAGACAACUCAGGUCUUCCUGCUAAUUCUAUUGUAGCUGCAAUACUUCCGGUGACACUGGACACUCCCAUGAAUCGUAAGUGGAUGCCAGAUGCUGACCAGACCACAUGGACGCCACUGGAGACUGUUGCAGAGUUGUUUUACAACUGGAGCACUGGCGUUGACCGUCCAUCUUCAGGAGCCUUAAUACAACUGAUCACAGAGGCAGGCAAAACCAGCUAUGUACCAGCAUAGUUGCCUCCCCACGUCAGAAAUAUGCAUAACAUGACCCAUAUGUUCCUUCAAUCACUGACUUUAUAGAUCUGUUCCCUUUUGAAGAGUUUGCAUACUAGCAACAUUAAAUAAGCCUUCAUUGGCUAAACUGGAUUGGACAGUUACUUUGAAUCAUAUAAAGCAAUAAAGAAUGGAGUGAAUCACACCCAUCUUAUUUAGUACUCAACAAUAGGAGAAUGGUUUAGUACUAUAUAUGUUAAAUUCAAUAUGUACAAGGUAGAUCUGUAAAAAAUAAAUGUAUAUUUUGUCUCAUCAUUGUACACAAAAACACAAAGUGAAAAACCUUGGUAAGCAAACCAAAUUUUUCGAUCGCAGUUUCAAGUGAACCCAUAUUACAAUUAUUACAUUCCGGUGUCAUUUUCUUUUUCUGACUUCCAUUUAAUAAAUAUAAUAUAUAGUUUGUGAUGACCAGCUUUACUGCGAUAAAUUAUUGUACACCCAGUAUUUACAUUUUUGACCUGGGGUAUGUUUUACAAUGCCUAGUAUAUGAUUGGACAAGAUGUUUGUUGUUAACCCAUAUAAGGACAUAGUCAUAUGUGCAUGCCAUGAUAUUUCAAGAGCAGCUAUAAUAUUUAAAGGCCAAAGAAAAGGGGUAAAAUAUAUUACACUGCCAAAAUUAUGUAUACAUUAUAGUAUAAGUACAUGUAUAGUGUAUGGAAUCGUGCUUAUAAGUUGUUGUUUUAAUUGUAUAGCUGUGUUAUAUAAUUGAAUAUCAAAAAGUGUCAUUUCAUUUACAUUCCAGUAAAUUAUUUAUAGUUAUUGUUGCACAUUUGAAAAAGUGAUUCACUAGUUUGCUUCAUUCAUACUUUGCUUUGCUCUUAAAAUGACAGUGCCUUGAAUUGAAGGGCAAAUCGAACAUUCUCCUGCCUUCAAUGGAGGGGACCAAAAUAUAUUAGAAAGAUAAAUAUUAUAAUGGUGUGUAUGUUGUGAAAAGAUGUUGUAACACAAGACAUCAGUUGAAAUUGAUCAUGAUGAGUGUAGAUGGUUUUCUUAACCAACUCUAUCAUAAAUAUUACACUAUUUUGUUUCAAAAAAAGGUCACACCAAUUUAAAAUUAUGAAGCUACUAUGAUUUUGAUAUUUCGCUAUAUGCUAUAAUAUUAAAUAUGUUUUGUUGCCAUAUGUGUAUUGAUCUGCUUUACAAGUUCAUACAAAUAUACAUUGAUGUAGUCUUCCUCUUCCAAUAAACAUUUUAGUCUUUAAUAUACACAAAAAUUCCAUUCAACUGGGGUGAAAACAAGUUCAUCACCCCCACAUAUAUUUCCUGUAGCCCAAGGGGCAAAGGAUAAGUUUCUAUAUAAUGAUUAAAGAUGAACAUGCAUGUAUACUCUGAACAUAGAAUGGAAUAUUUGUUUUGUU